GUAGCAGGGUCAUGAAGAAGAGGCGGCGGCGGGAGAUCGGAGGCGGCGGCGGGGGAGUAAAACUGCGGUAGCUGCCCGCUGGGCUGUUGGUGUGGCUUUGUGGGAAGGGCGUAGUUCCUAAAGCCCUCUCCAGGCAGCGGUCGGGGCUCGGGGUUGAGAGCGGCCGUGGGGUCGCCUCCCCGGGCCCCCUGGCUCCGCCAUGUUCCGCAGGGCACGCCUUAGCGUGAAGCCCAAUGUCAGGCCUGGAGCAGGCGCCAGGGGCUCCACCGCCCCCAAUCCACAGCGUGAACGAGAGGCUCCCAGGCCGCCGGAGCCUGCAGCGGCCUCUGUCCCAAAGCCAGCGGAAUCCACAGAUGUUCCCCCGGUGGAUUGUGGGGAAAAGGAGCUCCAAGAAAAGACUCCCAAGAGCAGUGAUGAAAAGACUGAUGGUGGGAAGGAUGUUGAAGAAUCCAGUAAAUCUUCCUCUACUGUUUCACAGAGAAGAAAGCGAGUAUCAAGUACUUUUAGUCUGGUUAAACCUAGUGUCAGUGUUCCUUCAGAACCUCAUCCUUUAUCUACAGUUAAUCAAGAAGCUCCACAGCCAAACCCUGUUCCAACAAAAGAGAAACAGCCAUGCUCAGACAGAUACCGAAUAUAUAAAGCCCAGAAACUGAGAGAAAUGUUAAAAGAAGAAUUGAGGAAAGAGAAGAAGCAAUGGAAAAACAAAUAUGCUGUAAAUGAAAGUCAGAGGCCACCAGAUCGGUCCAAAAUGACUAUGAGAGACUUCAUAUAUUACCUGCCAAAUAACAAUCCAAUGACUUCUUCACUGGAACAAGAAAAGAAAACUGAAAAAUCAUUGACACCAGUCCAGACAAGAGAGCAAGAAGGUAAGAGUACUCCUGAUGGUGAAGAUAAUGAAGAAAUAGAAGAGGAGAUGGAUGAUGGGCCAUUGCUGGUUCCUCGAGUAAAAGUGGCAGAAGAUGGUUCUAUUAUUUUGGAUGAAGAAAGUUUAACUGUAGAAGUUUUAAGGACCAAAGGCCCCUGUGUUGUUGAGGAAAAUGACCCCAUAUUUGAGCGUGGUUCUACAACUACAUACUCCAGCUUUAGGAAAAACUAUUACUCUAAACCAUGGUCAAAUAAAGAAACAGAUAUGUUUUUCUUAGCCAUCAGCAUGGUAGGAACUGACUUUUCUAUGAUUGGACAGCUUUUUCCUCACAGAGCAAGGAUAGAAAUUAAGAAUAAAUUUAAACGUGAAGAGAAAACAAAUGGAUGGAGAAUAGACAAAGCAUUCCAGGAAAAGCGCCCUUUUGACUUCGAUUUUUUUGCUCAUUUGCUUCAGAAAGUUCUUGCUGAAGAAGAGAAAAGAAAACAAAAAUCUGUUAAAAAUCAGACUUUAAAGGAGAAGAAGUCCUGUAAAUCACGGAAAAAUGUAAAAGUGAAAAAAGUCUCCAGUGAAAGAGUGAAUGAUAAUCCAGAUGAGUCUGUGAGCACUAGAAUUUCAGACACAGAAGGAUCUCAAAAGGAUGCUCAGACAGUUGAAGAAGAACAGUCUCUGACUUUAUCAGGACAGGAUUCAGAACAGAAUGCAUUAGAACAAGAUAUAAAUCAAAAGAAAAGGAGAAGAAAGAAUCAGGAUGAAAGUAGUGAACAAGAGGUAAAUCUUUCAGGAAAUGCCACUGUUCAGCCAGGCUCUUCUAAAAGAGAAAACCACAAAAAUAAAUGCCUGUCUUUAAGUCCUGAGAUAAAUGAAGAUGAAAGCAAUAAGGAACAAAAGCUUCUCUGUGUACAGAACACAGAUGACAUUGUGGAUCUAUCCUCUAAUGAAAAGGCUGAGAAAAGAACUGACCCUGCUCUUUCACCAAGUAGUCAACAAGAUGCCGUAUCAGUAGCAACUGAGACUUCAGAAUCAAGCACUUCAUAUUUGCCUUCAUCAGAAGGUGGAAUUAGAGCAUUGUGUGAGGUGAAUAAUGCUGAGAGUAGUUGUACAGAAGAAGGAAAUGUUGACCUAAAAGAUAAAGCACUGGAAACUGAUCAAACAGAAAGUAUUAAACCGAAGACAAGAGGACGACUCCAGAGACCUAAACCCAAUUUAUCAAGGGCAGUUGGGAAGAAAUCAGUUCUUUCACAAGGGAAAACAGAUGCAGAGAACAAGAGUUUACAUACAGAAACUUCAGUUGAAAAGAAUCAUAUGGAAAAGGAUAAAAUGAAUACACUUGGUAUUUCUGCAAUGGAGAAUAAAGAGAAAGAGAAUCCAGAAGCUGACACUGCAUCUAAUUUGAGUGAAAAAAUUUGUCUGCAGGAAGAUGAUCAACUAAAGGCUUUCAGACCUGCACGCCUAAUGAGGGGCUUAUUGCAAAGGCCAAAGCCAAAUGUAGGUAAAGCUGCUGAAAGAAAAGAAACUGUUACAUCACAGGAAAAAAUUGGGGCCAGUGUAGAAAAGAAUGAAAAUGAGUCCUGUAUCGAUAGAGAUACUCCUGAACAAAUAGAAGAUCAGGCAUUUAAAAAUUUUGAUUGUGAAGACAUCACAUCACAAUCUGAAAAAAAAGAUACUUCUUUUCAAAAUGUGCAGUCAGAUGAGCCCAAGGUGCUUAAUGAAUGUCUGAGUAUUCAAGAGGAUAAUAAAGCAAAUAAACAAGUUCAAAUUCUGAAGACUCGAUUUCAGAAACCAAAGCCAAAUAUAAGAAGAAGAACUGGAAGAAGAGAAAUUUUCUCAAAGGAAGAAGAGGUACCAAAGGAGGUUCUUGCCUCUGAGGAGAUGACAACAGCUUUGAGAGAAACUGCAAGAUUGGAAACCUCACCAAGGGAAAAGGUACCUGUGGAGACUAACACUGCUAAGGAAAUGGAGUCAGAUUUAAAAGAAACUGAAAGGAAAGAUAUCUCUCCCAGGGAGAAAAUACCAGAAAUGAUUGAUGUCACUGUGGAAAUGGAGACAGAUUUGAGAGAGACUGGAAGAGAGAUUUUCCCAAGGGAGAAGAUAACAAAGGUGACUGAUGCCACUGAGGAAAGAGAGACAGAUUUGGAAGAGACUGAACGAAGAGAAAUAUCCCUACAGGAAAAUGCCCCAGAGGAGGUCGAUACUAUUGGUGAAGUGAAGGCAGGUUUGAAAGAAACUGGAAGAGAGAUUUCCCCGAGGGAGAAGAUACCGGAGAUGAUUGAUGCCGCUGAGGAAGUAGAGACAGAUUUAGAAGAAACUGAAAGAAGAGAAAUACCUACACAAGAAAAGACCUCAGAGCUCAAAACUAUAGAUGAUGAAAUGGAGACAGAUUUGAACAAAAUUGGAAUAGAAAUUUCCCCAAGGGAAAAGGUACUAGUGGGGAUCAGUGCCACAGGGGAAAGGGAGAUUGAUUUGGAAGAAACUGGAAAAAGAGACAUUUCCCUGAUGGAAAAGGUAUCAGGAAAGAUGACUGCCAUUGAGGAAACAGAGGCAGAUUUGAAAGAAACUGGAAGAGAAAUUUCCUUUAGGAAAAGCCGAUCAGAAGAGAUCAGUGCUUCUGAGGAAAAGGUGGCAGAUUUGGAAAAAACUGGAAAAAUAGACAUUUCUCUAAGGGAAAAUGAACCAGAGGAGACUGGGACCUCAAGACAAACUGAGACAGAUUCAUUGCAGAGGGGUAGUAGUGACUGCAGUGCUGUGCCUUCACUAAAUAUUAAAGACAUUAGCAGUGAAGUACAAUCCGUGGUGGAUGUAUCUGUAGAAGAAAAAAGAAAUUCUGAAAAGGAAAUAUCAAGUCAGUUGAGUCAUUUGAACAUUUCUUCGCAGACUUCUGAACUUGAUAAAACAGAAGACCAGAGGAUGCCAUCUCCAGAUGUUCCAGAGCAGUUUUCAGAUAUUAAUUUAAGCAAAUCUCUUCCUCAAGAACAGAAGCCAUUUGAAGUGAAACCAGCACCUUUUGUGAGAAGUAGAUUCAAAAGACCAAAACCAAACUUAGCAAGAGCAGCUUCAAAAAGAGAGACUAUAGAAGCAGAAAAACAUGCACCUGGGAAGAAAGUGGAAGCUGAUAAAAAAGGGACUGUUGUGAUACAGCAGAAUGGGGAACAAAUGAGAACUCUCCCUUCUCAACGUGAUGUGGCUUCCCUAAUGGCAUCAACAGAAAAAGACAAAUCAGAUCACAGUCAAGAGGAGGCUGUGAUAUUACCAUAUGUACAGACUGAAAAGGACCUUUCCCCUUCGAGCUCUUGUGAACCUAUAGAGGAGUCUCAGUCUACACAAGCCCAGGAAAAGGAAUUAGUUGUCUCUAUGGGGACUUAUCAUACAAACACUUGCGAACAAGAAAUGAAGGAAAGCGCUAUCCAAACUGCUCCACCAGUAAGGGGCCGACUUCAGAGACCCAGUCCAAACUUAAGAAAGGUUGGACAGAGGCAAGUAAUAGAAAAAAAUGAAGCCAAAGAAACAAUUAAGGAAGAAAGGACACUACAAAAAGAUGAAACUAAAAAAUUCCUGACUGUGCCAAAUUCUCAAAUUGCAAUGGAAAUUGAAGUUGUAUCCUCCAAAGUUUCAGAAGGCAGAAUGUAUGAAAACCAGAGUCACGUUCUUUUAGAAAACCUUCAUGUUAACAAAAUAAAUGUUUCAGAUGAAAAGACGAGACAUGAACAUAAAACAUAUGUUUCUAGUCCACCACAAAUGAUAAGAAGCCAAUUCCAAAAGGCUAAGCCAAAUUUGGGAAGAGCACAAGGUAAGAAAGAGGAAUCAGGCAUAGGAACAGACAGAGCAGAUCAGAGUAAGGCAAGGAAGCCAGAAGAUAAUUUGCUGCAGCAUGGAGAUUCUGACACCCAGCUUCUUCCAAAAGGAAAAGCUGAGUUUCUUACAUCUCUGGAGAUUUCAGCAAGAAAAGGUUCUGUAGGUUUCAAGGAGAUUGGUUUGGCAAAAAAAGAUGCUCAAUCAGAAGUUGGACCAUCAGGAAGUGUUGGAGAGAAAACCGUAGGCAAUAAUUCUGUGUGUUCAGUUGUCGAAGAGCAGUAUGUCAGUAAACCAGCAAGCUCUCCACAACUGCUAAAAGAAUCAAAUUAUUCUAAAAUUGCUGUGGAUCGAAGAACAGCUCUCUCUUCUGCCUCUGAAUGUAAGAUAGAUCGUAGUGAAAGGAGAAUGCGUCGAAAGAUUAAACCAAACGUCCCCAAAGGGCGUGGAUCAAAACGAAUUCGGAGUAAGGCCUCUAAAAAGGAACCUAGAGCUUCUAAGCCUGUGCUGGUGACUCUUCGAGCUUCCCAGGAAGAAGACGAAGAUGAUGCGGAAGACUUUGAGUCUGACUAUGAAGAAGAAAGCUAUCAUCUUGCUCCAGAAGAAGUAAACAAAGCUCCAGUGUUUGUACCUGUUGGUCUCAGAUCUCCUGAACCGGUUUCUGCUCAGAUUGAAGAAACCAUGGAAGAGCUUGAAAUACCCAUGAAUAUCCCAGAUGUAGGAUGCAUAGCUGUUGUUGAACAUCAGCUCUCAUCAAACAUAGAUUUGACUACUGAGGAAAUGAAACAAGAAGAAAAUCUGAAUGCAUUAUCAGUUGAAAUGACCACAGGUGAACAUUCCCAAGCUGAAACAGGUACCAACGAUGGAAGCACUGAAGCUGCCAUAACUUUACUUACAAUGGGAGGUCUGGUGUUGCAGUCAGAGAUCAGUACAGAACAGAGUGAUGGAGUAUGUGUACUUCCUGAUGUUCAUUCAAGCGAUAAAAGCCAUAUUCCUUUUUGCCCAGAUAAUACAAAUCUCAAAAUUGUUCAUGAAUGUCAGGAACCUUCUUCACCUAUCCGUAGUGCAUCUCCAUCAGUAGAAGAAAACAAGAUUAUAUUGGAUGAACAAAGUACUAAAGAAGAAAUUGGUUUAAUGGAAGAAGUAAAGGAAAACUCUAUAUCAUCCAGGACAACUUCAGAAGUGACCAAUAAUUUGAGAAUGAGAAGUAGAUUUGCCAAGCCUAAGCCAAAUCUUAAGAAAAUUUUAGGGACCAGCAGGUUUGGUGCUCAUCGGGAAGUUCCCAGUUUGUUUGUAACUAAAGAAGUGGAAAUUCAAAGAGAAACUGAGAAAAAUGCUUCUAAAGGGAGAGAAUUAGAAGAUAAAAACCUUGAAUCAGUUACAACAGCAGAGAGUAAGGAGCAGAGCAAAUUGGCAUCUGUACACGGUAUUGAAGAAACCAGUAUUUCACAAGAAGCACGCCUAACUGGAAGAGAUGAAGAUGAAGAAGGGAGGUCUGCAGAGGUUCAGCUGUCUUCAGUUGCUCCUGUUGUUUCCUCUGAGUCAAGGCCCCACACACUUGAUUUGGGUGUGGGUCUUGGUGAGAGUUCUGUCGAAGAGCCCCUGGGAAAGGACUCUAACGGAGACAGUGUGCUUAUACUUCAUGUGCCAGAGUGUAGUAUUCCAGAAGUCCAACAAGAGAAUAUAAACAAUCCUCAAGACCUAACAGUUGCUAAUGUACAUCAAGAAGGUGAGGAUGAACAAGCAUUCAUUUUAACUCUGGUGGAAAUCCCAACCAAUGCAGUAGAAGAAUUUGCUGAUACCACUAUGCAGUUAAUGCCAAACCCUUUACUGCCAGCCCCCAUAUUGGUCAAAUCAGUGAAUACAGAAGAAAGGGGGGACAUGAGUAUCAGUUUUCCAGUAACUUCAGCUGGUCAGGAUGACAUGUGUUUAUCUAAUUCUGGAAGAGAUGAUUCCGAAAAGCCUCCUGCUAAUUUGGAUCUUGUAUCUAGGAAGAGAUUUCAUUGUAGGCUUGACGAAAGUGACCAUGUUCCUCCUGCCAAAAAAAGUUCACUCACUUUAAGAGAUGAUUGUCAAAAAUAUACCUCUGAGGUGUGUUCAAAGGAAUUAAUAAAUGUUUUGGAGAAAACAGGAGAGUCUUACAAGGGACGAGGUAUCUUCCCUACCUCAGGAAACACACAUACAAUUCCAGAACCUCAGAAAGAGCAACUUGAACCAACUUUUCAGAGUAUCAGAUCUAAACCUCUUGAUAAAAUAACAGAUACACAAGAAAAGAAUACAUCUCAGUUACCUCAGGAUGAGAUAGGGGUGUCUGAUAAGGAAAAAAGAACUUGUGCUGCUUCUAAGUCUGAACAAAUGGAUAGCAUCACAUCGUCUUCAAAAACCCCACUAUCCAGACCUGGCAGAAGACCCCUGGGAUUUUUGUCUUUAAUAUGUUCAAAGAAUAGUUUGGAGUCUGAUGAACCUACUCAGGUUCGUAGCAAGAAACGCCUGAAACCUCUUAUACCUGUAUCAAGACAGAAUCUGAAAAGAUCUAAUCCGCUCAAUACAAGCCAGAAAAAAACUCAAGAGUCCUCUGAUCUUCCAUCUCCAAGUGUUGUUGUUAAUACUCAACCUAAAAAUAUUGAUAGUUCAGCAACUCAGGUUUCUUGUAAUCAUCCCUUACCGAAAGGAGAAUGUAAAGAUGUCCAAAACCGGCUACCGGAAGAGGAGCCAAUGACAGUCUCUGAAUAUUUCUUUAGUGAUAUCUUUAUUGAAGUGGAUGAAACAGAAUAAAAGUCUUCUCUUUUUUUCUUUUAUUUUUUCUAAGGCUAGGAUUUCCACAGUCAGUUAUAUCAACAAAGCAGUAUCUAGCAAAAAGCCUCACUGGCAAUUUUUCUUUAGGUUGAUUUUGAAUAUUUAAUAGGCUUGAUUUGAAGCUUUUGUAAUCAGUGAAAAACAUUGCUGAGGUUCCUUUCCUUCUGAUUGAUUCAGCAUUUUGGAAAUACCAAGCAAUUAAGACUGCUUUCUCAGACAGAAGUAACAGCUCUUGUUUACAUUUUGACUCUUCCUGUGUUGAAUACACAUGGACAUCUUGGAAUGUUGUGGAUAAAUGUCUCUGUAUAAAUCACAGUGCCGACGUAUUUGGAGAUGGAUUGUAGUUAACAUUUAGCAAACCUUUUGUGAAGGUUUUUUUCUGUUUGUUUAGUGUUUUUUGGUUUUGUUUUUUGUUUUUUUGGAUGGUGAAGGCCUUUUCAGUUGCCUCUAAGUGUGUGAAAGGAAAUUGUGAAACUCCACUUUAGUAUGGUAAAUGUUAAAAACUUUUCUAUUAUCAGCUAUUUGACUGAAAAAUGUGUAUUUUUCUAAUUCAUGUUGAUGUAACAUUAGUCCUAAUUGAAGAACUAGUAUUUAAACUUACUAUUUAUAAAGAUAAAACAUCAAAAAGCUUAUUUAUUUUUAAAUUCUUUAUUUAAAAGAAUAUUCAGUUUUAAUUAUUUUUACCCCUGAGAUUAUGGGUAAAGAAAGCAUUAACAAAUUUAUGUUUGUCUCCUUCCCCUCUUUAAUUUUAAAGGUAUUUAAAGUGAUAAAACUAAAUUGUUUGGAUAGUAUAUACUUUUUGAAUACAUUUUUUUCUCAUAGUUUAGUAUAUUGACUUUGUACUGUGAAUUUUUUGUUUUUCUUAUUUCUUGGAUAAUCUCAGGAUUUGUAUGGGAAAAAAAUCCUUAAAUUUAUUUAUGAGGCAAAUUUCCAUACAAAACUCCAUCUCCAUUACACACACAUAUGCUCACAUACACACAUUCCUUUUUUAAAAAACAAUUUCUUGGUAGUUUUUUUUUCCCCCCAUUAAAUUCUCCAUGAGGAACUAAGUACUUAGACCUUUAUGCACAGAACAUAAUUGUGAUGUUAAAAACAGAAAAUAAGAUAAUAAGACUUUAUUAAGUCAGUGAUUAUCAUCAAUAUGAAUUUAAGGGUUGGUUUUAAUUUUGAGAUUUUGUGAUUUACAUAGGUAAUUCUGUUACCCACCCAAGCAAAUCUUUGGUGGUUCAAAUUAAACUUCUGAAAGAACAGAUUUACUCUUUUAUUUGAAAAGCCUUCUGGGUUGAUUAGAUCAGGAGUCAGAAACAUUUUCUGGAAAAUAUUUUCGAGUUUGUGGGCCAGAUGCCCUCUGUGGUAACUACUCAACUCUGCCACUUCAGUAUGAAAACAGCUACAGGUAAUACUUAAAUGAUGGACAUGGAUGGGUUGGGUUUUUAGUUUGACCCAUACAUUAGACAGUAGUUUUCUUACCUUAAGGUGCCGAUGUCAUUACCUAUGAGAUAUUUGUCACUGGAGUUGUGAGUUGUGCCUAACACUUAAACCAUUGAUUGCAUUAUGAAAUCAGUAUUUCAGUUGGGAAGAUAUUUUAAUGUCUAAUUCUGUUUGUAAUUUGAAAAAAAUGGUGGCCAGUUUUCAAGUUCAUUAGUAAAAUUGGAUUUGGCUUGGCGAGUGUAACAGUAAUCCUAAUUUAUGAAAACAAUUGAUAUUAGAGCAUUUCUUAUUCAUUGCCUUAUAGUGAAAUUUGCAGUUUAAACUUUUUGUCAUAAAGGAGGAUCUAUAAGGAAAUUCUCUAUAGAUAUGCAUUUAUUUAUUUCAUGGGGUUAAUAUGUCACAGAAAUCACAGUAGCAAAUCACAUAGCUAUUUUAAUGCCCUGUUUUUAUAAAUUUUAAAAAUCUCAUAUUCUGAAAAGGCUUCUUUCAUUUAGUUCAUGUUAGUUUGGGUGUUUGGUUGUCAUAGCUAAACUAUUAUUUUAUCCCUUGUUUAAUAUUACUUUUUAACUUUGUUAACAUCUGUCUCUUGUUCAUCUACAAUGAGCUAAUUUUAUGGAAGAUGUAACUUCUUACUGUAUGAAGGAUAAUUUUGUCUUUGGGCAUUCAUUGUGUUAGAGAAUCAAGUCAGACAACUAAAUUAUCCUACUAUUAUGUCCUUAAAACUACUCUUGGAAAAAGAAACUUAAUCAGUGUAUUUACCUUACAAGGUGGAAAGACUUGUUCACACCUGUGUUUAAUCUGACUCAUGUAAAGAUGAUGUUGUGAAGAAUUUGUAUUUUAUAAAUCUUAAAAGAGAUAUGAUUAAAGGUCUUUAUUUUUUUCUUGACUUUUCCUCCUGAACACUUACGUCUUAGCAAGUGAUCAACAUGAUGGCUUCAAAGCCUAAUUGUUGGUAAAUGAUUGAGGCACAUAAAAAUAUGAAUAUCCACUGUUUACCACCAUGUUUUUUGAAAUAGAAGUGACCAUGUAUACUAUCUUGCUUGAAGAAGUCUUUGACAAAAAGCAAUAUCUGUCAUUGUAAAUUUUCUUGUUCUAAAGAAAGCAGUUAUAUUCUAUAGAUGUAAAUUAUGUAAAUAAAAGUUAUUUUAUAUUA
Messenger RNA from Orcinus orca (killer whale), 10031 nucleotides. RefSeq names its product B double prime 1, subunit of RNA polymerase III transcription initiation factor IIIB (gene BDP1). Bases 200 to 7426 code for a protein of 2408 amino acids. The record is from RefSeq and is a predicted model, not a curated record. The transcript has 39 exons. Gene Ontology annotation, biological process: RNA polymerase III preinitiation complex assembly. NCBI's taxonomy places the organism in Eukaryota, Metazoa, Chordata, Mammalia, Artiodactyla, Delphinidae. Gene Ontology annotation, molecular function: TFIIIC-class transcription factor complex binding. Gene Ontology annotation, cellular component: transcription factor TFIIIB complex.